Molecule: messenger RNA, 1515 nt
Organism: Ectocarpus siliculosus
Lineage: Eukaryota; Phaeophyceae; Ectocarpales; Ectocarpaceae
Source: the annotation of a GenBank genome assembly
AUGAAGUGGGCCCUUUUCACCGCUGCGCUGUAUCUGGCGUGUACCACAGCAAGCGGAACGACGAGCCACUCUGACCACGACUCGCACUCUGACCAUGAGUCGCACUCUGACCAUGACUCGCACACGGACCACGACUCGCACUCGGACGGGCACUUCGAGGCUGCUGCUGUUUAUGUCUUGGAGGAGGCAGGCACCCACUCCGUCAUUGCCGUGCCGGGGGAGGACUUCGAGGGCACUCUUGCCUUCAUGCUCGUGCCUGCUGCUUCUGCUGACUAUGAGGGCCUUGCAGGAGCGGAGGAAGAUGCCGAGGCUGCGUGGGACGCGUUCAUGGACGGCGAAGAAGACGCGACCGUUCUAGCCUCCGGCGAAACUGUCAUCCCGGACGCGACCGUAGUGUACCAGACCACCCUCGACGAGUCCAUCAUCGUGGUGCCGGCCGAGGUUACGGACGCGGGAGCCUACGCCCUGCUGCUCGAGCACGGGGGCGGGGAGGUGAGCACGGCUCUCAUCUCCCCGUUGGGUACGGCGGUGGCCGCCUCCGUCAGCGAGUUUAUGGACGAGGAAGAGGAGGAGGAGGGAGACACGGUGUCCGGAGCAAAGUGGGCCCAGGCUAUCGUGGCGACUUGCAUCGCCUGCUUCACCAGCUUCGUGGGAAUUUUCCUGCUCAUCAACAAGCGUAUCGCGAACGGCGUCGACCUCUCGCACGCGUACAUGUUCGCGACUGGCGCAAUCCUCACGGCAUCCUUGAUUCACAUCGUCCCCGAGUCGUUUGAGCGCUUCGAGGAUUCAGAGCUUGGCUUGUACGACCUUGGAAUCCACACCGGCGUCACCAUGCUCGCUGGCAUCACAGCCUCUGUCAUCAUUCGUGCGGUGUGCACGGCGGGCCACUCGCACACAGGUGCUCCGGCCACAGCUAAGGUUGUCGAGGCUGAUGGAGGCCAGUCGAGAGGGCCGACCACGCCAACAAUCCCGGACAAUCUGUUGGAGUUGGUCGAGCAGAGGAAGGGCAGGGCAUUGUUCGACUUCAAGGGGCUCAAGCCUAUCUGCUGGAACGUGAUUGUUGGCGAUGCGGUGCACAGCUUCACCUGUGGCUUCACGAUCGGGGCGGCUUUCCUCAGCUGCGGCUCAACCAUGGGCUGGACUAUUACGGCGUCGACGUUGAUCCACGAGGUUCCCAGCGAGAUGGCCGACUUCGUCGCCCUCCUGAACGGUGGCAUGAGCAUCAAGCAGGCGCUCACCUGGAACUUGGUGUCAGGAAUUCCCGCCAUCCUGGGGGCGGUCCUCAUCCUGGCGCUUGGUGACCAGUUCACGAACUUCCAGAUCGCGAUCAUCCUCCUGUUGGGCGCUGGCUCCUUCAUCUUCAUCGGGCUCACCGAGCUGCUGCCGGAAGCCCUGUCGUUGACGAUGGACGGGAAGGGCCUGGGAGAUUCUAUCCGCAAGCUUGGGUCGUUCGCGUUCGGAGCGCUCAUCAUUGGCAUCCCCCUCAUGUUUCACGCACACUGCCACGCCGGCUAG